Molecule: messenger RNA, 264 nt
Organism: Mesocestoides corti
Lineage: Eukaryota; Metazoa; Platyhelminthes; Cestoda; Cyclophyllidea; Mesocestoididae
Source: the annotation of a GenBank genome assembly
AUGCAGGCACCUCCCCAGUCUGACAAGCAAUAUCUCCCCACCCCAGUUCUGGUGUCUCUCAGCUGUGAGGAGAAUUCACCCUCUCGAAUGUCCUCAAUGCGUCUUGCAGUGAUUCGCUCAACCGCCAUGUUGAUGCACAUCUCAGCCAAUCCGACAUCAGGACCUACCUACGACCCUCUCACGAUAACUCCGACAGUCUCAUCGGUUGAUCGUCCUCCCGUUCUGUCUGACGAACAGGCAUUCCAUCACCAGGACCUCGAAUGA